Nezara viridula (southern green stink bug) is the source of this 1258-nucleotide messenger RNA. The record is from the annotation of a GenBank genome assembly. NCBI's taxonomy places the organism in Eukaryota, Metazoa, Arthropoda, Insecta, Hemiptera, Pentatomidae.
AAUUGCUUGAAGUUGCUGCCACCGCGUUAUCUGUUUUUUUCUAGUCUAAACUGUUUAGUACUUGACGAUUCAACAUGGACGUUGGACUUGAUGAAUUAAUAAAAAACAAGUGGAAAACAGGAUUGCCUGGAAGAAGGAAUCGAGGUGCAUCACGUCCUCGUGGUGGAAAGAAAGAUCGUAGUAGAAGAAUGCUCUCAAACGGAGGAGUACGUGGAAAAGCUGCAGUAAUAGAUGCCAGAGCAAAGAUUAACGCUAGAAAAAGGGGUGCUGUGAGAGAUGCUCGUGAAAAACUAAAUGCCCUUCAGAGACAAAAGGAUGCUAGGUUAAGGAUAAAUUCAUUGAGUACUCCUAGAUUAGGAGCUGGAGGAAGAGUUGCUGAUUUUAUGCCAGGUCGAACCAUAAACAAUGCUAGUAGGCAGUUAAGCCGAGCCACAAUGGAUUCUUAUCCAUAUCCAACUGCUGCCAGAAGAAACACAAGACCUUACAGUAGAGGAGCCACUAAUGACAACCUUAUGGAUGUUGAUCGCAGGUCUUGGGACCCAGCAAGCCUCCCCCAACUGGAAGUGCUUCUUAUUCGGCCUAACUCUGCUCCUUAUACCAGUCGACCUAGAGAAUUAAGAACUAAUAAAGAAGAUAGUUGGCUGAGACCUUCUCCUGCUAUAAGGAGAGCUGAAGAGAGUAUUAAGUCGAGGUUGGAACCACUUCGACAAGAGGAAGGUUAUAGGAUUGUUGUAUCCAAUUUACAGCCAACUGUCACACAUGAGGAUAUAAAGGAAUUAUUCGAGGACAUUGGACCACUGAUAGGCUCACGAGUUGUCCGUCCAGGCACUGCUGAGGUUGUUUACAGAGACUUAAAAGAUGCUAUUGCUGCAGUCGACGCUUAUCAUAACAGACAAUUGGAUGGGCAACCGAUGAAAUGUCUGCUUGUGAAACCAAGCUCUUCUUCGAACAAAGCAAUGGUUGGUACAAAAGGGAUGGUGGUACCAGAUAUUAGCACUAUCCACAAAGCAUUAUUCAUGAAGUGAAGCGGAUGCUAUUUGAGAUAAAUAUAUUUUAGGAACCAAAAAUCCUGGUCUUCUAACUUCAUGAAGAUUUCUUAUAAUCAAUGAUUUCAUAAGAAAAUAAGAUUUUUAUUAUUAGAAAAAAAGCACUGUUUAUUUAAUAUUUUGUAUAGGGGAAUCAUGUAAUUAAUCAUCUUGUUAACUAAUAACAGUGUAAUAAUUGAAUUAUAAAUAAAUUUAUUAUAUGUACUUUUCAA